Molecule: messenger RNA, 734 nt
Organism: Raphanus sativus (radish)
Lineage: Eukaryota; Viridiplantae; Streptophyta; Magnoliopsida; Brassicales; Brassicaceae
Exons: 4
Coding region: 119-493 (124 amino acids)
Source: RefSeq, a predicted model, not a curated record
UUUGAUGUUGCUUCUGCUUCUUUUGGUAAAGUGAUCACAAGGUGUUCGUUAUAAUACCCGAGGGAGUUUCCACAGGUUUCUGAUUCGUCCUCGGUUUGACUGAGUUCGACUUUCCAGGAUGAAGAUGAUGAUCUUGGAUGUAUGCAAUGAGAUUCUAAAGAUCCAGAAGUUACGACGGGUCGUCUCUUACGCUGGAUUCUACUGCUUCACUGCCGCUCUUACAUUCUUCUAUACAAACAACACGACAAGAGCAGGAUUCUCAAGGGGAGAUCAGUUUUAUGCAUCUUACCCUGCCGGUACCGAACUUUUGACCGACACAGCUAAGUUGUACAAAGCGGCGCUUGGGAAUUGCUAUGAAUCUGAGGAUUGGGGUCCUGUCGAGUUCUGUAUAAUGGCUAAGCAUUUUGAGCGCCAGGGAAAAUCUCCAUAUGUUUACCACUCGCAAUACAUGGCUCACCUUCUUUCUCAAGGUCAACUCGAUGGAACUGGCUAGAGCGUCACUAAUAAAAACACUCAUUUUUGUUGCACCAACACAUGGCUAAUCUUGUUAUUGCAGAGUCGAACUCUUUUUUUCCUCAUUUGUAUAAAUCUGACUGUUUAGUUUACCACCACGAGAGAUAAUAACAAUGUCUUGGUGUAUAGAGCAUGAAACGUACGCGCCAAUGUAAUAAGCACACAUAUGACCAGGCCUUGAUAUUUUGUACAAUGCAAAAUGCUAGGGAGCACUUUGAUUA